AUCUCUAACCGAGAACUUCACGGGAGCCAUUUUAAAAAAAAAACUCGAAUUUACCACUUAUAAAAAGCUUGUAGCACUUUUACAAAAGUACCAAAAAAGGAAUAAUAUACGAGUAAACCGUACCG
Dentiscutata erythropus is the source of this 125-nucleotide messenger RNA. Lineage: Eukaryota; Fungi; Glomeromycota; Glomeromycetes; Diversisporales; Gigasporaceae. The record is from the annotation of a GenBank genome assembly.